AUGGCGCUGGAUCACCACCCGGUCCAGAAUAGCGAAGUCUACCUCCUAAACUCCACGCACCCACCCUCGAUUCCUCCACCGUCUCCUCCGUCACCUGCCACACCAUGCGAUGAACAUCCUCCUAUUUUGGAUGCGUUAGGCUCGAUCACCCCGCCCGAUAUCCAGGAAACAUGUUCAACCUUUAGCCAGAGAUUAUCGAAUGCCCUGCAUGUGCUGAGGACGGAAGCCACCUCUCUCGCACACCUGACGAAGUUAUACGAGACCGAUCCUAUUGCGAGAAGAGGAUUUAAUUCAGCCGUCGAGAUAAUCACCAGAUUUCAAGGAAGGAAGGGGAAACUCGUGGUAUCAGGCAUUGGCAAGAGCGGGCAUAUCGGGGUGAAACUCGUCGCGACGCUGAAAAGUCUCAAGGUCCCAUCCGAGUUCUUGCAUCCUACCGAAGCAUUGCAUGGAGAUCUGGGAACAAUUGACGAUGAUGACACGGUGCUUUUGAUCACGAACUCAGGCAGCACAUCGGAAUUACUUGCCCUUUUGCCACAUUUUGACCCCUUAUUACCAACUAUUAUUAUGACCUCCCAUGUUCAUCCUUCAGAUUGCGAGAUCAUCCAGCACCGGCCAAGCACCAUCCUGUUGCCCGCACCUAUACAUAUUCCAGAAGAGGUUGCAUUUGGUGUCAAGGCGCCAACUAUAUCUACCACCGUGGCGAUUGCAUUGGGUGAUGCUCUCGCAAUUGCUGUCGCGCGCGAGCUACAUGGCCAAAAUCUAUCCAAUCUGUUCCAUAAAAACCACCCUGGAGGGGCGAUUGGUGCAGCAAUUCAACCGCCCCGGAAACUUUCAGACCAGGUCAUCCAAAUCAUGGACAUCCCACAAGUAGAAAGUACACUCACAGCAUCACAAGUUAUACUGUCGGCAUAUCAAUCGGAGACGGGAUGGGUCAGGAUGAGUGGUGAUGUUAUGGUACCUCCGCGGCGCAUCAAGAAACUCCGUCCAAUGGAUAUGGAAGCGCAAGCCACGUGCAUCGCUGGACUAACCGUACCGCAACAAGAAUGGAUCGCCAUGUCCGCCGAUCUAGACUUAACCGAAUCUAAAGAAUGGAUCAGGACGAUGCGCCGAACAAUUCCAGCCGGAGAAACCAAGUACAGUGAUGAGGCGAUAUUGGUUACGAUUGACGACGACGAGAUGUGCGGAGUGAUGGAGAUAGGGGAGCUAAUGACUUGA
Messenger RNA from Venustampulla echinocandica, 1215 nucleotides. RefSeq names its product SIS-containing protein. NCBI's taxonomy places the organism in Eukaryota, Fungi, Ascomycota, Leotiomycetes, Helotiales, Pleuroascaceae. Gene Ontology annotation, biological process: carbohydrate derivative metabolic process. The record is from RefSeq and is a predicted model, not a curated record. The transcript has a single exon. The coding region runs from base 1 to 1215 and encodes 404 amino acids. Gene Ontology annotation, molecular function: carbohydrate derivative binding.